UCUUUUCCCAUGUUCGUCAACAGCGAAUCAGCACCAAGGAAGUCAUAUCGUUUUCACGCCGCGAUUCGCACCUGCUGAUGAUCGGACGUGUCGAGCAUGCCCACUAUCUGCAGGCAAAUCAAAGAUGACAUUUCGGGAGGAAGCAACACUGGUGCCAACCCUGCGCGAAAGCGAAAAUGGCAUCCCAAGACCUUCGCAGGCUGUCUUCGAUGCAAAUCUAGGAAGAUCAAAUGUGAUGAAACCCACCCGGGCUGUCUGAGAUGUGCGAAAGCCUUUCUCCCGUGUCCUGGCUACAGACCUCCAACUGCCCGCCUCUUCGAACCUCGAUCCGGUCCUCAUUUCGACUCUGUGAUUGAUGAACUCAACUACAAACACUUCGUCCAUGUCGGAUCGGCAAUCCUGGCUAGAUUCCAGCUGAACGCCUUGCCGUUCUGGACACAACUUGCCCCUCAGCUGGGCGAGACAAACGAUGCCGUCAGACAUGCCCUGCUCGCCCUGGGAUCGAUACAAGCACCAUUACACCGCACCACAAUUCAGAAUCUGCCUCAAGACAAGAGGCCAGAGUGGUCAUUGGUAGCUUUGAAACAUAUCAGCAAAGCCAUGAAUCUUCUCCGAGCUGCCGAUCCAGACACAUUGUCGAUCGAGACUAUCCUGACCUGCUGUGUGCUAUUCUUGGCUGUAGAAAUAUGGACGGAGAAGAAAACGCAUUCGACUCUGCACAUCUUGGCAGCACAUAAUAUCCUCAAUGGUAAACGCGCUGCCUCGGAACAAUGCAAUGCGGUAACCACAGUGUACAAGCCCAUGGUCGACGAACUGAUCGUUCAGGCAUGCACGUUUGGCGACGAUUUCCCACCACCAGACUCCCAGCUGUCAUACUACUACGGACUUGACCAUGGACUGGCAAAAGUACACGCGAUACGGAAUUGGGAGGACGCCUUGGAUGUUAUGAUUCAACUCCUGAGAUGCAUCUUGAGAGUCACAUCGAAGCCAGUAUCAUGUCCUACCCGAAACAAAGUCUCAAGCGCACUGGUUCAAUUUGGCGAUGUGCUUGAGAAGCUACAAACAGCUGGAACGCCGCCGUCCGAUGGCUGUACGGCUAAAGAAGAGUACCGCCAUCUGCGUAUUCAUCACCGAGUCGCCCAUAUUAUGCUCCAUGCGUUAGGGCAAGGGGACGAAUCAAGCUAUGACGACCUUCUUGAGGACUUUGGCUUCGUGCUGACAUGUUGCAAGGCCAUGAUGACGGGUCAAGCGGCCCAAUCGCACAACCUCAUUUCCCCCACGCUUGGUCUUCUGCCUCCCUUAUUUCUCGUCGCCACCAAAUGCAGAGACAGUCUCAUCCGUCACGAAGCUCUCCGAAUACUCCACGACACCUCGGUCACUGAGCGGCAAUGGACAAGCUGCAUGGCAACAGCUUUAGCAAGAUUCGUGGUGGAACAGGAAGAAGAGGCAACCCUGGUUUCAAAACGCAUACGACUACUUCAUGCACACUUCUCAGGCGCCGAGCAGAAAAUGGAACUGCAGUAUGCGGUCUUCAUCGAUGGUCACCUCCAAGGAGCUCAUAAAGCAAUCCUUCCGUACGAGUCACAUCCGUCUGUGGAGAUCGAUGGUGUGACAGCAACAAUGUCGCGGAAGGUGUUGAGGGCGUGCGGUUAUACAGGUCUUAUGCUGUUCACGCCGCCUAUUGACUGUCAUUGCGUGGAGAGCUUGCUCCAACGUCUAUUUCAAAGAAUGAGGAACUCGUCCUGAAGAUACCAGAGUUCGUUACCAUCGACCAAUCCACAAACAUCUCCUGCCAUGAAAGAUGUGCUGUCAGACAGCCCCGUGAGGAAUGAGUCGAGGAUGCAGGAUUUUUGCAAACAAACCGCCGAACCAGGAUCUGGCUCAAUUGAAGCAAGUUCCAUGAUUCGCCAGGCUCGC
Molecule: messenger RNA, 1917 nt
Organism: Exophiala viscosa
Lineage: Eukaryota; Fungi; Ascomycota; Eurotiomycetes; Chaetothyriales; Herpotrichiellaceae
Exons: 1
Coding region: 97-1746 (549 amino acids)
Biological process (GO): regulation of DNA-templated transcription
Molecular function (GO): DNA-binding transcription factor activity, RNA polymerase II-specific; zinc ion binding
Source: RefSeq, a predicted model, not a curated record